Molecule: messenger RNA, 2247 nt
Organism: Octodon degus (degu)
Lineage: Eukaryota; Metazoa; Chordata; Mammalia; Rodentia; Octodontidae
Product: transient receptor potential cation channel subfamily V member 2
Exons: 15
Coding region: 139-2247 (702 amino acids)
Biological process (GO): calcium ion import across plasma membrane
Cellular component (GO): membrane
Molecular function (GO): protein binding; calcium channel activity
Source: RefSeq, a predicted model, not a curated record
GCUAGCACGACACUCUGGCCUCUGCCUGCAGGGCCCAGCCAGUCCUUUCCUCAUCUGGGACAGGGAGAAAGAAGGGACCCCUGACAUCUCCAUCUGCACAGAGGCUCUAGGUGGAUUGAGCAGCCUCUUCCCUUUGGGAUGACAUCGCCUUCCAGCCCCCCAGCUUUUAGGCUGGAGAUAUCAGAUGGAGACCAAGAAGGUGGCACUGAUGGGGACAAAGGCCAGCCUGGGCCACCCCCCAUGGAGUCACCAUUUCAGGGUGAGGACCGGAACUCCUCCCCUCAGAUCAGAGUGAACCUCAACUACCGGAAGAAGGCUGAUGCCAGCCAGCAGGACCCCAACCGCUUUGACCGUGACCGCCUCUUCAGUGCUGUCUCCCGGGGUGCUCCUGAGGAUCUGGCUGGGCUACCAGAGUACCUGCGCCGGACCAGCAAGUACCUCACCGACUCGGAGUACACAGAGGGCUCCACGGGCAAGACGUGCCUGAUGAAGGCAGUGCUGACCCUUCAGGAUGGGGUCAACGCCUGCGUCCUGCCACUGCUGCAGAUCGACAGAGACUCCGGCAACCCCCGGCCACUGGUCAAUGCCCAGUGCACAGAUGAGUACUACCAAGGUCACAGCGCCCUGCACAUUGCCAUUGAGAAGAGGAGCCUGCAGUGUGUCAAGCUCCUGGUGGAAAAUGGAGCCGAUGUGCAUGCCCGGGCUUGUGGACGCUUCUUCCAGAAUGGGCAGGGAACUUGCUUCUAUUUUGGUGAGCUGCCCCUCUCUCUGGCUGCGUGCACCAGGCAGUGGGAUGUGGUGAGCUAUCUCCUGGAGAACCCGUACCAGCCCGCCAACCUGCAAGCUGCUGACUCCCUGGGCAACACUGUUCUGCACUCCCUGGUGAUGAUUGCAGACAACUCUGAGGAGAACACCAAACAGGUGGUCCACAUGUAUGAUGCACUGCUGAAGGCAGGGGCCCGCCUCUGCCCCACUGUGCAGCUGGAGGACAUCCAAAACCUGCAGGGUCUCACGCCCUUGAAGCUGGCUGCCAAGGAGGGCAAAACUGAGAUUUUCAAGCACAUCCUGCAAAGGGAGUUCUCAGGGCCAUGCCAGGCCCUUUCCAGAAAAUUUACUGAGUGGUGUUAUGGGCCUGUCCAGACAUCACUGUAUGACCUGGCCUCCGUGGACAGCUGCGAGGAGAACUCAGUGCUGGAGAUCAUCGCCUUUCACUGCAGGAGUCCAGGCUUUCGUUUUGAUUUGUUGCCCAGAAACCCCAUGCUGCUGCUGGGCCACACCUUGAUCCUCCUUGGGGGGAUCCACCUCCUCCUUGGCCAGCUAUGGUUCUUCUGGCGGCGGCGUCUGUUCAUCUGGAUCUCAUUUGUGGACGGCUACUUUGAAAUCCUCUUCCUGUUCCAGGCCCUGCUCACAGUGCUAUCCUGGGUCUUGUGUUUCAUGGCCAUUGAGUGGUACCUGCCCCUGCUUGUGUCCUCGCUGGUGCUGGGCUGGCUGAACCUGCUUUACUAUUCACGAGGCUUCCAGUACGCAGGCAUCUACAGCACCAUAAUCCAGAAGGUUUUCUGGAGGGAUCUUCCCCACUUCCUGCUGGUCUUCACAGUCUUCCUUUUCAGCUUCGCUAUAGGCCUGGUGAGCCUCAGCCAGAAAGCCCAGGUGUCCAAACACCCUGCAAGCAUCAGUGACACAGAGACCUCACAGCCUGGGUUGGAACAGAAGGACAAGGUGGCCCUUUAUAGGAACAUCCUGGUUGCUACAUUGGAUCUCUUGAAGUUCACCAUUGGCAACGGCGAGCUAGCCUUUCAGGAGAAACUGCGCUUCCCUGGGGUAGUUCUCUUCCUGCAACUGGCCUAUGUUGUGCUCACCUAUGUCCUGCUGCUCAAAAUGCUCAUCGCCCUCGUGAGGGAAACUGUCAACCAUGUUGCCACUGACCGCCAGAGCAUUUGGAACCUGCAGAAAGCCAUCUGUGUCUUGGAGAUGGAAAAUGGCUACUGGUGCUUCAGGAGGAAGAAGCAACAGCCAGGUGUUCUGCUGACACUGGGCACUAGGCCAGAUGGAAGCCCCAACGAGCGCUGGUGCUUCAGGCAUUGUGAAAACACCUGGCCUGGCCACUCAACUCGAGGAGGAGCCUCUCACAGGAAGACCACCUGCCCCUACUUGGAGGUCAACAUGGACAAGCGCAGCCACUUCUCCACUGCCUUUUUCUACCAUCAGACAUCUGCUAAAUUUGCUUUAAGGUUCCCCAGGGCCUAG